CAGCUGGUUGGUUCGGUUUCACUUCCGGGUCAGCUGGUUGGUGUCUGAUGACAUUUUAGCGAAAUGCUUACCUAAAAAAAUCUGAUGUUUAUUUUAUUUUUCCCUCAGUUGCUGUGGUUACCGUUUGAAUCCGGAAGUGGCCUUGUACAACAAUAUUUCCUGGAGAAACAUGGCCGUGCAAAGCUGGAUUGAUGUCCUAAAAUCAUCAAAGAAAACAGCCUUGAUACACGAUGGAAAAAGAAAGAUCCACUACCUCUUCAAAGGCGGUAAAGAAAUGUCAGAAGAGUAUGACUUGAAAACAGACGAGCUUCUUGUGAGAAAGUUGCGAAUGGACAGCACACUUGGGGCUCAGGGCCAAUGGCUGGUAGAGGUCGGAGAGCCAAAUGCAGUACCUGUCGCUUCUGUAGAUUCAGAAGUGAUCAAAGAGAACUGCUCCAACCCCGUGUUCAUGCGUAAAGACACAAAGACCAGUUUUCAGUGGAGAAUCCGCAACCUGCCCUACCCCAAAGAUGUCUUCAGUGUCACUGCAGAGCCAUCUGAGAGAUGCAUUAUCAUAAGAACCUCAAACAAAAAGUAUUUUAAGAAGUUCGAUAUUACUGAUUUGGAUCGCUGUCAGCUUCCAUUAGACGGCUCCGCCCUCAGCUUCACUCAUGCCAAUAACACUUUGAUUGUCAGCUACAAGAAACCCAAGGAGAUCUUAACCCUCGAACAGGACCUACUAAAGGAGCUGAAAAACCUGAAGGGGACCAGUGACGGGGAUGUGGACUGCAAAACUCAGUGAAUCUGAACUGUUGGAGUGGGUGAAUAACUCUGUUAUUUGCAUUUAACGGCGUACUCCACUUUGUCAUUUUGCAGUCACAUUUGGGCUCUCACUUAUAAGUGGAUCGCUGCAUCAAGAAGCUCUUUUCACUGCUCCUUGUCCAUGUUUAAAUGCUCGUAUUGUGUUUACUAAUUGAGAUGCAUUUAUAAGGGCAGUUUGUGUUGAAUAAAUUCCUGCCUUUUGUAUAUGAUAUGAAAACAUUCAGUUUUAAUAUCCCCCACUCUAUGCAAUCUCACAGACAUUUCUCACUUUGUAGCUGAGCAACAAAUGUUUCCUCAAAUUAUUUUUCUCACAGAAAAGUUCAAUUAAGAAAAUUAAAAUCUGCAUCACAGAAAUGUCUAAUUUUGCUUCUUGUUACCAAACUAUGAACCUUUAUGAUGAGGGUCACAUAACCUACCAGCCCCCCUUUCAUGGAUGUCCUUGUAAAACACUCAAAACACACAAUGCCUCAUCCCUGUUCGUUCCGGGGUCACUGUUACCGGGACAUCCCAUUUGUGUUAACUGAAUACCCUCAUGUUCCCUGCAUGUAGUGGGCCACCCUGAAAGCCAUUACUGAGACUCUGGUCAGUGAGUAAGCGAUAGUGUUACUGUUUCCCCUCACAGCAGAGUGUCACCCUGACCCUGUGGUCUUCAAGUACACACACAUUGAACAAAUAGGUGCAAUGACUUUUGUUGCUAAUUCAUUUUAUGUUACUAUCUCACAAAUAUACAGAUGGUACUUCAUGCGUUUGAGUUUCUUUAAAUUACUUUUGAGUCUGUGUGGGACAUGCACAGAAAGAAUUGUGUCGUUUCAUGCUUCAAAAAUAAUUGACUACUUUUCCACAAAAUUCAAUUAACAGCACAGAAAACACUGUCCAGUCAGAAAUACUUAGACAGUGGAUAAAAAAAGAAUGGUGCUUUUUUAAAAGAGACAAUGGCAUUUAAAUAUAGAUGGCUUCGACCUUGUGAUUCCUUGCAUUUUUUUACCACUUGUCCAAACCCGGAGAGCAAGUGCAAAAAGCACAGACAAAACCACAGGUCUCUCUCACUAUUGUGCUUUGUCUCCUUCCAGAUGGGAAGAAUAGGAAAACAUUUGAAACCUACCCUGUCUUGUUGUGUUGCCAAUCCUGAUUCUUUUACUUUUGACGAAAAUAAACUCACAUUGUUUGGUGCUUGA
Molecule: messenger RNA, 1976 nt
Organism: Notolabrus celidotus (New Zealand spotty)
Lineage: Eukaryota; Metazoa; Chordata; Actinopteri; Labriformes; Labridae
Gene: dpcd
Product: deleted in primary ciliary dyskinesia homolog (mouse)
Exons: 7
Coding region: 170-781 (203 amino acids)
Source: RefSeq, a predicted model, not a curated record